Molecule: messenger RNA, 3693 nt
Organism: Esox lucius (northern pike)
Lineage: Eukaryota; Metazoa; Chordata; Actinopteri; Esociformes; Esocidae
Gene: inhbaa
Product: inhibin subunit beta Aa
Exons: 2
Coding region: 490-1680 (396 amino acids)
Biological process (GO): BMP signaling pathway; SMAD protein signal transduction
Cellular component (GO): extracellular region
Molecular function (GO): hormone activity; growth factor activity; cytokine activity
Source: RefSeq, a predicted model, not a curated record
GAGCCCUGCCCACUCUCACAAAACCAUUCAACUCGUGCACAGUGUCAGUGAGCAUUCCUAGACCUCAACAGAGAACUCCGCUUCCCUGGGGCAACCUUCUGAAGACGACUGCCCUUCCCACACAAAACUUCCCAAGGACCAGAAAUCCUCUCCGCUUCAGCCCUGGCAAGACCAACUCCCCGUUCCACAACAUUUCUUCACAAUCUCCUUUUUCAACAAAAGGAUUAUUCUUUUUUUCAUUCUAUCAACUUUCUGACCAGUUUAGCUGGCACUUUUUUCAACUUUUAGCCCAAGUCUCAGAGCACUGCUGACUCUAUUCAUUUGCCCUGAGCUGCAAGUAUACCUUGACUGGUGGAGUUUUUCUUUUCCUUCUCCCUUUUAGUACAAGGACAUACGUUUUUUUUUCCACCACUCUCAUCAUUUUGGCUGCCAGUUGGUGCGCGCCGCCCACUCUCCAUUGUCCCGGCAGCAGACCUUGUCUCAACCAGGAUGUCUCCUCUGCCACUGGUAAGUGGAAUCCUGCUGCUGUUCACCCAUUUUGGCGGGGCCGCUGGCUCUUCGCCCAUGGGGGGCUCCUUGACGAUGACCCAGUCCCAGAUGACGCCGGAGGUCACCGAAUGCCCGUCCUGCGCACUGGCGAGGCUCGGCGCAGACGACGGAGGCGAACCUGACGUGGUGGAGGCGGUGAAGAGGCACAUCCUCAACAUGCUGCACCUGCAGGAGCGGCCCAACGUCACCCACCCGGUCCCCCGCGCCGCGCUGCUCAACGCCAUCCGCAAGCUGCACGUGGGGCGCGUCGCCGAGGACGGCAGCGUGCAGAUCGAGGACGAAGGCCGCGGGCGCUCCGAUGCCGCGGACCUGGCCGAGACGACUGAGAUCAUUACAUUCGCAGAGGCCGGUGACUCCCCAGGCGUGGUCAACUUCAUCCUCUCCAAGGAGGGCAGCAAGCUUUCUUUGGUGGAGCAGGCCAAUGUAUGGAUCUUCCUCCGACUGGCCAAGAGCAACCGUAGCCGCGCCAAAGUCACCAUCCGCCUGCUGCAGCAGCGCCAAGGCCCCGAUGGCCGCGACAGCUCGGUGCCGUUGUUCGAGAAGGCGCUGGACACGCGGCGCAGCGGCUGGCACACAUUCCCCGUGUCGGCCAGCGUCCAAGCCCUGCUGCAGGCUGGCGGGAGCACACUCAGUCUGAUAGUCUCGUGCCCCCUAUGCGCCAGCGCUGGGGCCACGCCCGUCCUGGUGUCGGCCGGCGGCGGCCGGGAGCGCGAGCAGUCCCACCGACCCUUCCUCAUGGCGGUGGUGCAGGCUGGUGAGACGCGGCGACGCCGCAAGCGGGGCCUCGAGUGCGACGGCAAGGUGCGCGCCUGCUGUAAGCGCCAGUUCUACGUCAACUUCAAGGACAUCGGCUGGAGCGACUGGAUCAUAGCGCCGGGGGGUUACCACGCCAACUACUGCGAGGGUGACUGCCCCAGCCACGUGGCCAGCAUCACAGGCUCUUCCCUGUCCUUCCACUCCACCGUCAUUAACCAGUACCGCAUCAGGGGCUACGCGCCCUUCCAGAACAUCAAGUCGUGCUGCGUGCCCACGCGGCUACGAGCCAUGUCCAUGCUCUACUACAACGAGGAGCAAAAGAUCGUCAAAAAGGACAUCCAGAACAUGGUUGUAGAGGAAUGCGGCUGCUCGUAAAUGUCUGGCAUAUCCGGAGGGGCUGGCAGGUUGGUUACCUGUAGGCACAGUACUGACUCGAAGCGGAGGAGGGAGACGGAGGGAUGAGUGCACGUCGCUUCCCAAUCCUUCCCACCCCCCCUCCCUUUGUCUGUCUUUCUCUCUUUGACGCAAGACACUUGUCAAGACCGACUUCUGUUUGGAUUCGACGACUGGCUUGUUCUCUGUCGUGGGGCAAGUCCAAGGGGUAUCUAUAACUCAGAGAAGUCUCUGCGGCACUUUCAGAAAAAAAAACAAAAAUGAAAAAGAAUAUAUAAUAUAUUUUUGUUACAAAACUGAUGGAGUUAGGUGAGAGGAUAUUUAUGUUACCCAGAUUGUGUUGUAGUCGCUCCUUUCAUGCACUGCAAGACGAGAGACCGUGCGGAUGAGGCGCCCGAAAAAAAAUCUCAAAACUAUGCAACUUGUCAAGUAUUAAAAUUGUAUUUUCUUUUGCCUGUUUAAUUUUCUCAAUUGUUUACUUUUUCAAAAGAAAAAAAAGAGGAAUUCUUUUUUUAAUACUUUUUUUGAAGUAUGUUUUACGUUUGACUGACUUUGUGUGCGUGUGUGUUUGUGCUCCUGUGUGUGCAUGCACAUUUGUGGAGCAAGUGUGUGUUGUUGAGAGAUACUUGAAAGAAACAAGUUUGACCAGAUGCUGGAACCAAACAUGUAUAAUUAUUAUAAUUAUGAUAAUUUUGUAUUAAUAAUAUUAUUGUUUGUUGUUUUUGUUAUUUUUGUUUAAAAAACGUUACAAACGUUUUCAGUUUGCACUAUACCAACAUUCUGAUCAGCCUAGUCACAAAUAUCAAGGGUAUUCGAAGAGAUGUUAAAAAGCACUUAUGAAUGGACAAACAAAUAGUGUACGUGAGUUUAAAAAAAGUGAGUGAUAAAGAGAUAAAUAAGAUGAUUAGAUACUAUUUUGAGAAAAAGUAGAAAUGUAUGACAUUUCUCUGACCACACCAAAGAGUUUGUGUGUUGCCAACCAUCAUUGUGAGGCAGUUACAGUUCGUUUCACAAAGAAGUCUAGGUUAGCGUUAGCAUAGCCUAGCAUCAGUACCCAAACAUUCCUUUGGCUCCUGCACAGUAAUUGAAUUUCCCAUAAUGCUUCACUCUAACAUGCUUUUUGGAAUACUAUGUUGCCUGAGAGCGGCUUAUUAUUGUAACUUAAAAAAGCACUUGCUGUAAGGUCAAUGCUGUAGUGCUUUGGGAGAAAGUGUAUGUGUCCAAUUAAGUCAAAAAUAUAAUUCUGGAAUAUUUAGUUAAAAUAUUUUAUCUUAUAUCUCACCAAAUAUUGGAAGGUCACAUCUUAUACCAAGUAAAAGUUUUUGUUUGGAGAGUUGGUUUGUUUCGCUUACUUUAUGAAACACUGUACAUUCUCUAAUGUCUGAAAUGAAGCAAUUCGAAAUGUUGGUAACUCUUGAUUUUACUGCCCAAUGUUUACAAGCUUGUUUUGUAAUUACUCUUUGGCUUCUUUGAUGAAUUUCCACGAGCAUAUCUAUGUCCAAUUAUUAGUACUUACAGUAGGUACUUACCAGUAAUAUUUCAUUCUAUUUCAGUGUUAAUAGUGUUGACAUACAAGCAAAUAUUGCACAUAGUUUCUCAGUUAAACCCACAUGAAGUGAACCAGUUUUAAACGGGCUGUAAAAUAAAGUGUUACCUGAUCUUUCCCCUCAAAGUUGUGUUUUUUGAGUAUAGAAACAUUAAACAGUACAGAAACAUAUUUAUGUACCAUACAGUGCAUUGAUGCAUUCAAAAAUAUCAAUAGAAAAAAAGGCUAAAAAAGAAGAAAAAAGUGGUUGUAUUGUUUAAAUUUUUCUUUUAUAAAUACAAAAGAAUUGACACUGAAACAAGUGGACUAAGAAUAAAAAGCAUAUUUUUUAUUCUGUAUAUAUGGAAAUCAGAUAACAGUAUGUUGCAUUGCUUUGUUGUACAAAUCAAAAAUGUGCUUGUGGCUAAGUUUUUUAAUCUAAUUUAUUUUACAGUAUUUUUGUUUUGUUU